Molecule: messenger RNA, 592 nt
Organism: Nylanderia fulva
Lineage: Eukaryota; Metazoa; Arthropoda; Insecta; Hymenoptera; Formicidae
Source: RefSeq, a predicted model, not a curated record
AUGGAAACGACACGCGAUAUAAAAGAUAUCACAAGAUACAAUCCUCUUACCAUUGAGAUUCCAUCGAAACAAAGCAUAGUGUUAAUAAAUCGUGAUUCAUCGAUAGAUUCGUUAUCUAAAAUGCAAUUUUGUCCUGCAUAUCACUUUUGUAAGGAAUUAAAAAGACCUUACCGUUUGUCUAGGUUUGAUGGCAAUCAUGAUCAACAAAUCACGGCAAUCCAUGAUUUACUGCAAGCAAUUAAGGAACCUGCAAUAAGAUUGAUACAGUUGGUUGUAAAUGAUAUAGAUAAGCAAUGGAAGAGAGAUCCAGAUUUCCAAGUGCGCUAUCCUGACUCAAAACGAUACAAGGGGAGUGAUAAACAACAUUAUGAAUCAGGAUUAAUCCUUGCGACUACAUCCUCCUCGGUUUGCGCACUUUGUGGCGUUGCACUUCACCUAAAGAACCCUUCGGAAGAAUCGGGACAACUUGCGUUUGAUGAAAAAAGAAAAGACUAUCAUAAUCGCGAUUGUAACAUUAUGUUGAAAGCAUUUAAUAGUGCGUUUUUUUAAAAAUGACUCUAUACAAAGCUAGGUUAUCUGCCAAAAAAGAAAA